Messenger RNA from Durotheca rogersii, 2707 nucleotides. Its product is annotated as WD40 repeat-like protein. Gene Ontology annotation, molecular function: actin filament binding. Lineage: Eukaryota; Fungi; Ascomycota; Sordariomycetes; Xylariales; Xylariaceae. The transcript is spliced from 3 exons. Gene Ontology annotation, biological process: positive regulation of actin filament depolymerization; actin filament depolymerization. Gene Ontology annotation, cellular component: cortical actin cytoskeleton. The coding region runs from base 219 to 2096 and encodes 625 amino acids. The record is from RefSeq and is a predicted model, not a curated record.
GUGCAUAGAUGCAUAGGUCCUGAAGCUGCCCCGCAACAGGAAACAACAAGUUGGCUGCCCCUCCAUCUCAUAGCCGUCUGAUCUCCCACUUAUAACAGACUUCAACUCGCGGCUUCGUUCGAAUCAUAGGCAGUCAAGGCGAUAAAAAUAGUAUCCAGGCUCUACAUUCUUCUGGUACACGGAAACAGCGCAGGGACGGCGUCCUUACCAGCGUCGGGAUGUCUCUAACGAUUGAGAAGAUACUCGCUGCUUCUCCGGUGACGACUCGGGGGCAGCCGACCCAGCUGUCUACCGACCCCAAAGGAGAACGGUUAGCUUACGCCUCGGGAAAAUCAGUCUUUGUCCGCUCCAUCGACGACCCUUCCAACAGCAAGCAGUACACCGGCCACACUGCCCAAACAACAGUAGCACGAUUUUCCCCCAGCGGAUUCUACGUCGCGAGUGGUGAUGUCUCAGGAACGGUCCGGGUAUGGGACUCGACGGAAGCCGUCAACACGAAAGGUGAAUAUUCCAUCAUUUCCGGUCGCAUCAACGACAUAGCGUGGGAUGGAGAUUCGCAGCGUAUAAUAGCCGUCGGUGAUGGGCGCGAGCGGUUCGGCCAUUGCAUCACCGCAGACAGCGGCAACAGCGUGGGCGAGAUAUCCGGACAUUCCAAGGUAAUCAACGCCGUCGCUAUACGGCCGCUGAGGCCGCUCCGGGCCGCGACCGUCAGCGAUGACAUGGCGCUAUGCUUCCUACACGGUGCUCCGUUCAAGUUUAACUCCAAGUCAAGCGGCAUUCACAAGGGAUUUGUGCUGGGCACGGCUUUCUCUCCCGACGGAAAUACCCUCGUCACCGUAGGUGCCGACAAGCGGAUCCAGCUUUACGACGGAAAGACCGGCGAACCGACGAGGUCAAUCGGCGAGGGAGAGCACACCGGCAGCAUAUUCGCCGUCAGCUGGGCGAGCGACUCGAAGAGAUUCGUGACCGCCAGCGCCGACCAGACGGUGAAGCUGUGGGACGUCGAGGCCGGGAAGGUUACGCAGACGUGGAAGUUCGGCGAAGACGCCGGCGUCAGCGUCCAGGACCAGCAGGUCGGCGUGGUGUGGCCGCACGGCCGCCGCGACGGCCUGAUCAUCAGCCUGAGCCUCAGCGGCGACCUGAACUACCUGGUCGAGGGGAGCCCCAAGCCCACCCGGGUCGUCCAGGGACACAACAAGAGCAUAACGGCGCUCGGCGCGGGGUCGGACGGCAAGGGCCAGACGCUGUGGACGGGGAGCUUCGACGGCCGCGUGUGCCGCUGGGACGUGGCCGCGGGCGCGGCGGCCGCGACGGACGGCCAGAGCCACACGAACCAGGUGACGCAGUUCGCGACCAGCGCGGGGCGCGCGUUCAGCGUCGGCUGGGACGACACGCUGCGCAUCGUCGACGAGCCGGCCAACACGUUCGCCGGCGCGAGCGCGAAGCUGUCGGCGCAGCCCCGGGGCGUCGCCGCCGCCGCGGACGGGCGCGUGUACGUGGCGACGGCGGCCGGCGUCGAGAUCUUCGUCGAGGGCCGGCUCGCGGGCACGGUGGACGUGGGCGGGGGCGGGGCGACGGCGAUCGCGGCGCGCGGGUCGCUCGUGGCGGUGGGCGCGGGGGACGCGAACGCCGUGCGGCUGUACCGGGCGGCGGCGGCGGGGAGCUCUGGGUCGCCGGCGCUGACGCCGGCGGGCGACGCGGCGACGGGCUCGACGGCGCCGAUCUCGGCGCUCGCCUUCUCGGCGGACGCGGCGCGGCUGGCGGCGGGCAACGCGGCGGGCAAGAUCUACGCGUACCGGACCACGACGGCGGCGGGCGGCGCGCAGCAGCUCGAGCUCGUCACGGACCGCUGGUCGGCGCACACGGGCCGCGUGACGAGCCUCGCGUGGGACGCGGCGGGCGCGCACGCGGCGAGCGGCGCGCUCGACACGCACGUCUUCGUGUGGAGCGUGGCGCGGCCCGGGGCGCGCGUGCGCGCGCCCAACGCGCACAAGGACGGCGUCCACGGCGUCGCGUGGGUCGCCGACGGCACCAGGGUGGCGAGCGCCGGCGGCGACGCGGCGGUCAAGGUGUGGAAGGUCGAGGGGCUGCAGUGAAAAAGGGAGGUCUAGAUCGAGGUUUCGGGAGGUUUGAGGUUGAGGGGGAGGGGAGGAGAGGAGAGGAGAGGAGAGGAGAGGAGAGGAGAGGAGAGGAGAGGAGAGGAGAGGAGAGGAGAGGAGAGGAGAGGAGAGGAGAGGAGAGGAGAGGAGAGGAGAGGAAAGGAAUGGGCCGGAGGGAGGGGCGGCGAAGAAGCUACGCAAUGUUUACGCACUCGGCCUCGCGUGGCUCGGUGCGGCGGCUUACGGAGGUUAGGUGCCUACCUACUACUACCUGUUAUGUGCGGAGUAGCGUGAAUGCAGAGAUUUCGUGAAGACUUCUUUUUAUUUCUCCCAACGGCGGGGUGUGAUGGGUCGAUAGGGAGCAGACGUUAUAUGGGGUGUAUAAGGAGGACUGGCUGGCGACUCGUAGUCAGAUAAGACGGGCGUUGCGGGAGCACCUUCACAGUCGGAUCUCGAGGGGGGAACGUAGCUAUACGCGUGCUUCUCUGCGGAACUUACUCCUUAGGCUCGCCGGGGGCGUUGAACGACUUGCGGCCUAUUGAUAGUCCAAUGCCCCGAGGGUUAGGGGGGGGAUUGGGGGUCGUAAGGAUGGCAGUAUCACACGUAGU